This is a messenger RNA of Hippocampus zosterae (dwarf seahorse), 2395 nucleotides long. It is a transcript of the gene nae1, whose product is annotated as nedd8 activating enzyme E1 subunit 1. The coding region runs from base 1 to 1488 and encodes 495 amino acids. The record is from RefSeq and is a predicted model, not a curated record. NCBI's taxonomy places the organism in Eukaryota, Metazoa, Chordata, Actinopteri, Syngnathiformes, Syngnathidae. The transcript has 19 exons. Gene Ontology annotation, molecular function: NEDD8 activating enzyme activity. Gene Ontology annotation, biological process: protein neddylation.
AUGGCCAAGAAGCUCUUGAGAAUGCCCAUAUUCAGCUCGUUUUUAUCGUUUUAUGAAGAUGUGCUACUUUCUGCUUGUCACUAUUUUAUUUUGCUUUGCAGCUUUUUCCUGACCCACGACAGCAUUGGAAAGAACAGAGCACAGGCUGCCACAGAGCUUCUCCAAGAACUCAACAGUGAUGUAUCGGGCAACUUUGUUGAGGAGAAUCCCGAUAUGCUCUUGGAAAACAAUCCAGAGUUCUUCCAUCGAUUUACCAUUGUUAUUGGUGUGCAGUUGCCUGAAAGCACCAGUCUGAGGCUUGGCUCUGUUCUGUGGAGUGCCUCAGUACCGUUCCUGCUUUGUAAAACGUACGGCCUCAUUGGCUACAUGAGGCUUGCUGUGCAAGAACACACAGUGAUUGAAUCACACCCCGACAAUGCUUUGGAGGACCUGAGGAUAGACCAGCCCUUUGCUGAAUUCAAGAAGCACAUUCAGACCUAUGACCUUGAACGGAUGGACAAAAAGGAUCACAGUCACACACCUUGGGUAGUCAUCGUUGCUAAAUGUCUUGAAAAAUGGCUCCGUGAGCAAGACCUGCAGCCACCCAGAAAUUACAAGGAGAAAGAAGCCUUCAGACAGAUUAUUCGGGAAGGGAUCCUGAAGAACGAGAAUGGUGUCCUGGAGUAUGAAGAAAACUUUGAGGAAGCCAUCAAGAAUGUCAAUACUGCUUUAAAUCCAACCAAGAUGCCAAGUGUUAUCCAAGACCUCUUCAACGAUGACCAAUGUAACAACAUAACGUCACAGACUCCGCCCUUUUGGCUGAUGCUGCGAGCUGUAAAAGAGUUUGUACACAAUGAAGGCUGCGGCAGCCUACCUCUGCGGGGGACCAUCCCAGAUAUGAUCGCCGACUCGCAGAAGUUCAUCAGCCUUCAGAAUGUUUUCAGGGAAAAAGCUCUGCAGGAUGCGGCGUCGGUUGGCAGAUACGUUGAUAGUCUGGUACAGUCUGUUGGAAUGGCACCUGAAAGUAUCUCUGAAAAGGACAUCCAACUCUUUUGCAAGAAUGCGUCCUUCUUACGAGUGGUGCGCUGCCGAUCUCUAGCAGCAGAGUACAACGUGGACUCAGUCAACAGAGAUGAAAUCACCUCAUGCAUGGACAAUCCCGAUAGCGAAAUGGUCUUCUACCUCAUGCUUCGAGCCGUCGACCGCUUCUACCAGCAGCACUCGCGCUACCCUGGAGUGUAUAACUAUCAAGUCGAAGAGGACAUCAGCAAGCUGAAGCUGUGUGUCACCAGCCUGCUGCAGGAGUACAACCUCAACGUCAACAUCAAGGAUGAUUAUGUGCACGAGUUCUGUCGAUAUGGUGCAGCAGAGCCCCAUACAGUUUCUGCAUUCAUGGGAGGUUCAGCCGCGCAAGAAGCCAUCAAGAUCAUCAGCCACCAGUUUGUGCCAUUCAACAACACCUUCAUCUACAACGCAAUGUCACAGACCUCUGCUACUUUACAGCUGUGAGACAGGUACUCAUUCUGAACUCGUUCACCACAUCAGAGAUUGGACAUCCGCGGAUUUGGAUUUGGUCGCUGCUCUUCGGCAUGAUUUUUCUGUUUGACUUAUGUGCACUUGAGCGUCAAUUUGGCCGAGUUCUUGAAGCGGGAGAGAGGAUACAUGUCGAACCCUUAUACACAUUAGAUUACAUUUAAACAGUUUGAUUCGAUAUUAUACUAUUGUCUGCUGGCUGAUACAGGAGGACUUUUUUUUUCCCCCAAAAGAAUUUAGAGCCGUUAAACUUUGCUUGUUUUUUUUCUCCCCAAUAUUAUCCUCAUUCAUUUGUUUGGGGGUGAACUAUUGCUUCAAAGUAUGCUCGGUUAUUAUGUGUUCCUGUGCAAUCAAAGCAUGUCAGAGUUGAUCCUGCUGUCCUGAUUUUCAACAGUAGGUGGCACACUUCCAUUCACAGCUUCACAUUCGGUUCAGACUCAAUGGACACUUCAUUAGGUACACUUACGCAGCUCUUUGAUCCCAACAGCACCGCCAUAGAAGUACAUGUGAUUUGCUUCUCUUUUAUAAAGGUCACUGAGAGGUUGGUCUUGUUUCCGCAGACUUUGGCAGCAAAAAAUUCAAUAGUUAUUCUUUUAACGCUCCGCCCAUUUCUUUGAUGUCAUUGAGUCAUAAUUGAACUCAAGUUUUCGAAAUGGACACAUAGUAAUUUUCAGUCCCGGAUGGCUUAUUGUAAGAUAUGUGAGUAAUCUACGAGCAAAAUGGAAACGGUUACUUACCGUGCGGUAUCAUGUCCUUGGAAAAAAAAAAGAAUGUGUCAAGUGUUGUGAGCAAGCUGCAACAAAAGUACAGGCGAAUAUUAGCCGCCAUUCAAAGAUCAGAAUUACUCAUGUCGGACCACAAUAAAAACAUUGAUGUGUCACUA